Messenger RNA from Strongylocentrotus purpuratus (purple sea urchin), 1033 nucleotides. RefSeq names its product mannose-P-dolichol utilization defect 1 protein (gene mpdu1). Bases 60 to 818 code for a protein of 252 amino acids. NCBI's taxonomy places the organism in Eukaryota, Metazoa, Echinodermata, Echinoidea, Camarodonta, Strongylocentrotidae. The record is from RefSeq and is a predicted model, not a curated record. The transcript has 5 exons. Gene Ontology annotation, biological process: oligosaccharide biosynthetic process.
GUACUAGAUCUACUUGUGAAGUUGUAGACGUAGCGAGACGCUGCACUCUAAAUCUCGAGAUGGAAGUUGAAACUGAAAGGACCGGACUGUUCCCAUGGCUUGUGAUGCUUCUUUUGCCAGAAGAUUGCUACAUCACAUUCUUCGAAGACUUUAACUUCCUAGAUAUUCCCUGUCUAAAAGUGGCCUUGAGUAAAGGAUUGGGAUUGGGCAUCAUUGCUGGAUCUCUUAUGGUGAAACUCCCACAGAUUGGCAAGAUCUUGGCUUCUAAGAGUGGGGAAGGCUUGAAUGUACUGGCUGUUCUUCUAGAGCUCGCAGCAAUCUCAUCAUCAUGGGCUUAUUCCUUUGCUAAUAGUUACCCUUUCUCAGCAUGGGGUGAAGCCCUAUUUCUAGCCGUGCAGACCGUCACUAUAGCAUUCCUAUGUAUGUUGUAUAAUGGAAACCAAGCUGGAGCUGUAUCCUUCUUGCUCUCCUACCUGGGUAUCAUGUACGUCCUUCUGUCUGGCCUCACUCCCAUGAGCACCAUCGCCAUGCUACAAGCAGGGAACAUGCCUAUCGUCAUCGUCAGUAAGUUAAUACAAGCCUAUACCAACUUCAGCAACGGCCACACCGGUCAGCUCUCUGCCGUGACCGUCUUCCUACUGACCGCCGGCAGUCUGGCCCGAAUCUUCACCAGCGUCCAGGAGACCAAUGAUCCCAUGCUGGUCUGGACGUACAUCGUCGCGUCCACCUGCAACAGCAUCAUCACUCUGCAGCUGGUCUGGUACUGGGGCGCCACCAAGGAAUACCUCAGCAGGCAGCAAUCUAAGAAGGCAGAGUAGACAACGCUGAUUCGCUGAAGAUUGGCCAGAGUUCCUCCUAGUGCCACACAUCCAACUGAUAUUUAAAGAUAAAGGGGGGUAUUCUUGAAAGCGGACUAACUUUAAUCCAUGGUUUAAUCCACCAACUAAGUAUAGAAUGCCGAGUGUCCAUAUGAAUAUAUUUUUGAAUAAUUUGAUAUGUCCCUAAAUUACCAUGAUAACAUUAUUAUAUCAUA